Molecule: messenger RNA, 1146 nt
Organism: Scutellospora calospora
Lineage: Eukaryota; Fungi; Glomeromycota; Glomeromycetes; Diversisporales; Gigasporaceae
Source: the annotation of a GenBank genome assembly
AUGUCAACGAUAUUACCACCAACUUUACAUCGUUCAACGAAUCAAAAAGGAGUUAUUCAGAGCAAUAAUACAACAUAUCAAAGACAACUAUAUAUAUGUCGUUGGGAUGGGUGUGAUCAAAAAUUUAAUGUUAGAGAACUCAUAAGACAUUUAUGGGAAACCCAUAUAAAAAUAUUGGACCCAGAGUCUUCUAUAUUUCAUUGUAAAUGGCGAGAUUGUAGUAAUCAUGAAUUUACAUCAACAGAAAAUUUACGUAGCCAUGUAAUGGAAAAACAUUGUAAUUUAUCUACUCAGCAAUCACAAUCACAACAAUUAAACACAGGACAAACAUUGACGGGAUCACCAAUGAAUCAGGAAUCAACAACACAACAAAAUAUUUCGGAAUCAGUUCAACAAAAACCGGAUUCGCGAUCAGAAUUACAGUUGAAUCAACAAAAACAACAAAUCGAAGAAAGCCAGAAAAUGGUUUGUACGCAAAUUCAAAAACUUCAAUUGGACUCAGUAUCACCUGAUAGUCCUCAGCAAAUAAAUACUAAUAAGCCAACAAAGCUAAAUGAAGUAGUUAUUAUAGAUGAUGAUGAAUUUAAGCCCACUCAAAUUUCUAAUCCCACUCAAAUUUCUAAUCCUACUCAAAUUUCUAAUCCCACUCAAAUUUCUAAUCCCACGCAAAUUUCUAAUCCGGUUUCUGCUACACAACAAGCCACAAAUAACAGGAUUCCGGCGCGAGGGUUAGACCCAAGGCAAAUCGCACAAAUAGAUCGAAGACAAGUUCCAUCUUAUAAUAUAACCUUUAAUCAACAAGUUCAAGCCUCAAAUCAACGAUUUCAGGUUCCAAGUCAGAUGACGCAAUCCCAGAGUCAGAUGGUACAAGUCCCAAGUCAGAGGGUACAAGUACCAAGUCAGAGGGUACAAGUACCAAGUCAGAGGGUACAAGUACCAAGUCAGAGAGUACAAGUAUCAAGUCAGAGGAUACAAAUCCCAAAUCAAAGAGUACAAAUUCCAAGGGUACAAGUUCCGAAUCAAAGAGCUCAGAGUGGGGUAAAUUUGUCACCACGUAACAGCAAUUUUAGAUAUCAUUCACCACAACAGGGAUCCAACAUUAUUUAUCCACAACAGACAUCUCACUCAAUAGGUUUACCACAGCAG